CUUGCUUCUGCGCCUCUGCCUCUCGCUAGCCCUCCGUCUCUUCGCUCCCUACGCUCCAAUUACCACGCCGGCCCUCGCUCGACCGUGACCCCUGCAGAGUCCCCCUUCUUCCGCUCUCUGUAAAUACCGCAAUCCGCGGUCUUGUUCGAAAUUCCCCAUAACCCUCAUGGCUCCUCCCCGCCAGCGUCCCGUGUCCACGACUGCUACCUCGGCUGGUGCUGGUGCUGUCUCUGCUGGUGCAUCUGCUGCUCCUACCUCUGCUGCUGCCGCCGCCGAUGCUGUCCCAGACGACUCGCGGUCAGAAGCGUCCAGCACGCGCGAGCGCCAGGGCACCACCAAGGGCCGCAAAUCCGCAGCAGCCACCACCUCUGCUCCCAGCACGGGCUCGAAUGCAACGUUGAAAGAAGGCAAGGCCCCUGCUGCAGAUCAACGCAUGGACGAGAGUGGCACCGUCGAGUCCCAGGUCUCUAUAAACUGGAGCACCAUGCCCUUGUCCGUACUCCACGAAUACCGCUACGCAUAUAACCUUCCCUGUCCCAGCGCGUUCUCCUCACAGAUAAACUCCAUCCUCCUCUCACAGGGGCCCGGCCUGGGUUCUGCAACAGCCAUUUCCAUCAGACGCAAACAGUUGCUGCAGCAGUUACAGUCUGACCGGCAACAACACGAUGACAGCAUGCAGAUCGAUACUGACACGGACGUCAAAUCGAGACAGGAAGCUUCUAAUAAUACGGGACGGCAGGACAAGGUGCUUCAUCGUCUCUCGACUCCAGCACAGGGACGAGUGUCGAAGGCCCAGCUUGCCUCUGCUGUGCGGAAACACUUCAACAACACGGCUAUUUCGGAGCAGGAUGCCAUUGCUCGGUUUCUGUAUAAAGUCAACGAGGAGAGGAGGGGAAAGGAGUUCCGGCUCCGGUUCCAGCCUUAUAGUGUAGUGGCAGACUUUGACAAUUGCCCUGAUUCAUUUGAAAUUUCUGGGUAG
This is a messenger RNA of Trichophyton rubrum CBS 118892, 979 nucleotides long. RefSeq lists its product as uncharacterized. The transcript has 2 exons. Lineage: Eukaryota; Fungi; Ascomycota; Eurotiomycetes; Onygenales; Arthrodermataceae. The record is from RefSeq and is a predicted model, not a curated record. Gene Ontology annotation, biological process: regulation of DNA-templated transcription. Gene Ontology annotation, cellular component: histone deacetylase complex. Gene Ontology annotation, molecular function: transcription coregulator activity; protein binding. The coding region runs from base 167 to 979 and encodes 270 amino acids.